Cuscuta epithymum is the source of this 648-nucleotide messenger RNA. NCBI's taxonomy places the organism in Eukaryota, Viridiplantae, Streptophyta, Magnoliopsida, Solanales, Convolvulaceae. The record is from the annotation of a GenBank genome assembly.
CUUUUAUAUACUUGGAAAGUUUUAUAUAUUUUUAUACUAUUUCACCUAUUCUCUUUCUCUUUUCUACAUUUCUCUAAUCUUUGUCACUUUGUUUUGUAUCCCCCCUCACUUUUCACACCUUGUAUAUCCGAAUUGAUCAUACCUCGAUAAUUAUCUUGUACGAUCCAAGAUAGCAACCCAAGUCGUUUACCUAGUGGGCUGAGCUCUCGCGUCGAUGUCGAGAUCUCAUCAUAGCUUCGCGCUGGCAAACCCAGUUUGUUUCAGAACGGGCUACUGCAGUGAAGCCAAGCCUGAAUAUUUCCACUGUGGAUCUGGAACUGACGCUAUCAGAAGAGGCCGAGCGAACAUGAUUCGCCUCGACUCUGUUACGGUUUCGUACUUGGCCAUUUCCAUGGCAGUAUUUUCAUCCAGUUGCAUAUUCAUGGCUCACAUCAUAGCCGUUGCUAAUGUCAUCACAAACCCAGAUUUCGAAGGGCUGACAUCAUCCCACAUCAACAUGAUAUCAGCUGACAUGUUCCUCAAGUAUUUAUGGGACGCAUGUGGCUAUGUCACUAGCUAGCAUUUUGGGCUAUAGCCUCAAACUUUGUACUUUUGUCUACAAAUGAUGUAUUGUUAUUUUACCAAAUCUAUUACACAACAUCUCUCUUA